CAUAAUAGCAAAAAGUUCAUUAACAAUCAGGCAGCUCUUUGAUGUGUUGAGAUUUGCUGCCCCCUUGUGGCAGUAAUAAGAAAACACAAAACACAUCCAUCCAUCAUCAAGUUCAAUUUUCCAUAAAUUUAGGCUUCAAAGCUAUAAAAUAUCAUGCAAUAUCACAAUAAUCAGUUUGUCAAAGUAGUCAAAUAUUCAGGUCUGUAGGAACGCAGCCCCUGAUUUCACCCUCUUUCUAAACUUGAACUUCUACAGCAUUCAGGUGGGGAUCAAAGGUCGUGUGUGUCAUGACCCCACGGGAGCAGCUGAGGAAGAUGACAGCGCUGGGGGAGCAGGGGCCUUUGGAUGAAAAGCACUGGUAUCGUCUGGUCAACGGCAUGUCAGCUGGAGAACUGAGACAGAGGCAGGAGCUGAUAAUGAGGAACCAGAUGGCCAUGGCCCCGCAGAUCCUCGCACAGAGUCAGCAGAGGCUACAGGGGGUCCCAGCACAGUUCGAACCUCGCUUCAUGGAGAGGGAGCUCGUUCCCCCCACUGAGAUGGUACCAUCUGAGGCUAGACAGAUGCACAUGGGACCUCACCUGGGUCCACCUCUGCCUCCACAUGCCAAUGUCCUGCCUGGGAGAGCUUUCCCUGGAGCGGCUGGCUAUGGCUUCUUGCCCACGGAGCCCAUGGAAACGGUUGCACGGCGACAGGAGCUCAUUCACAAGCAAAAUAUAGCUAGAAUGGAGAUGAAUGCCAUCCUGCAUCAGAAGGAGCUGGAGAACGCCCAUCAGAAGGGACUUAUGGGAAUUGAUAAUCCUAUGUCGUACCCUCACAACCCUAUGGCGUUCAGAGGACGUCAGCGCAUGCCGGAAGGCCAUGAUGUCUUUGUCCACCGUCCCACCCUGGAUGAACUGCACUCAAACAGCAUACUCAUGUCAGCCAGCCCUUACCCACCCAUCAGCACGCUGCACAGAGAGAGGGGACGCAGGGCUGGAAGGAGACCGACCACUCACAAGAGUGCAGAGAGCCAUGUGGCCAACCUGAAGGGCCAGACUGAAGAUAAAAGUGUAGAGGAGAGUCCGGGAGCCACAUCUGGGGAGGAGAAAGAGGUGGAGGCAAAAGGGGACGUGGGGGAGGAGUGUACCAACAGCAAGGGGCUUCAUCAAGCAAAGAUAGACUCUGAGCUCGCCACAGGAAGCAGAAAGAACUACAAAGAGGGGGAGCCAGGCCUGCGUAAAGCCUGUGUGAACAGUCAAGAUGGGUGCUCAGAUGUGGCAAACAGCGGCACAAAUGAUAAAGACAUAUCCAGUCAAUGUUCAGCUUUCCAGGAGAAAUUCAUGUAUCCCUCUGCUGGUGGGGCACUCACAGGCUUACCUUACAUGUUCCCAGUCCCCGGAAAUGGUUUCCUUCCACCUGGUCCACCCAAUCUCUUUCUAAAUGGUGAUGAGGUGUCUGAAGACAUCAGGAAGUGGACAGUGAAUGAUGUUUACAACUUCAUCAAUGGUAUACCAACAUGUUCAGAAUAUGCUCAGACAUUCAAGGACCACAUGAUUGAUGGGGAGACGCUGCCUCUCCUGUCAGAGGAGCAUCUACUGGACACACUGGGGCUCAAGCUGGGACCAGCUCUGAAGAUCCGCUCACAGGUGUCCAGGCGUCUGGGCAACAUGUUGUACAUGACGAACCUGCCACUCUCCACUGGCACCCUGCAGGCCACUCCAGAGAAGCCCGGGGACCGCUCACCGGAGAUCGGCUCCCCUGUUAACUGCAACAGUGAGGAGAUGUUGGCGAGCCCGGGAGACCCCGAUGUCCUCAAAGCCACAGAGCACCUUCACGAGGCAGAAAACAACUCCCCUCCGUCUGCCAGCAGUGAGACAGUCUGAUCAGCUCUGACCAGGGCAGAGCUGCACAUAUGGCACUACCUGAACUCCUGCUGCCACAGUGGUGGAUUUGUUUACAUAAUGAUUAAUUGGAGUGAAGAUGCUUUUUUUUUUUACUUUUUGCUACCUGGACAUUUAAUGCACAGUUCACACUAGGCCCAGGUGUCUGCUAAAUAUUUAUAUUUGACAUUAUAUAUUUACACUUAUUUUUAAUAAUAACUGUGGAAUGAAACUGAUGUGGAUUUUGAGUUAUGAGACAAUAAGAGGGAUUUUUUUUUCUUAUAUUUCAUUACAGGCCUUAGUCUCUAAAUGUCUCAUUGUAGCUUUAAACUUACUUGUUUUUUAAGCUGCUAAGCAUAGGACUUUAGAAAUCAUUUGGGAAUGGUUUUAUAAUGACAUACGUAAGUGCUGUGGAUUUGGAUGUUUGAUACCUUUUUUGCAUUUGUUGGAUUUUAAA
Scatophagus argus is the source of this 2316-nucleotide messenger RNA. It is a transcript of the gene samd7, whose product is annotated as sterile alpha motif domain containing 7. NCBI's taxonomy places the organism in Eukaryota, Metazoa, Chordata, Actinopteri, Scatophagidae. Gene Ontology annotation, molecular function: protein binding. The coding region runs from base 288 to 1862 and encodes 524 amino acids. The transcript is spliced from 8 exons. The record is from RefSeq and is a predicted model, not a curated record.